Molecule: messenger RNA, 6173 nt
Organism: Acanthochromis polyacanthus (spiny chromis)
Lineage: Eukaryota; Metazoa; Chordata; Actinopteri; Pomacentridae
Gene: hsf4
Product: heat shock transcription factor 4
Exons: 13
Coding region: 1443-2765 (440 amino acids)
Biological process (GO): regulation of DNA-templated transcription
Molecular function (GO): DNA-binding transcription factor activity; sequence-specific DNA binding
Source: RefSeq, a predicted model, not a curated record
AGCCGGAGGCCCCUCCGAGGGCAGGGCUGGAGCCAGAGCCGGAGGCCCCUCCGGGGGCAGGACUGGAGCUGGAGCCGGGGCGAUGGGCCCCACAGGAACCGAAGACGGGGCAAUGGGCCCCACAGGAACCAAAGACGGCGCGGCACAGGGCCUCUCCUCAGCUGGAGGGAGUGGAACAGCUCGGGGCCUCUCCUCAACCGGAGGGAGUGGAACGGAGCGGGGUCUCUCCUCGGCUGGUCGGAGUGAGGCGGCACUGGGCCUCUCCUCAGCCAGUGGGAGUGAGGUGGCUCGGAGCCUCUCCUCAGCCGGAGGGAGUGGAACGGCUCAGGGCCUCUCCUCAACCAGAGGGAGUGGAACGGCACGGGGCCUCUCCGCAGCCGGGAGGGAGGCGGCGCGGGGCCUCUCCUCAGUAGGGGGUGCGGUGACUACGACCCGCUCGGGAGUUGAGGGGGUGCAGGACCCUCCGGGGCAGGAGGGGUUUCUUAGCGGGUGGCUCCAUAGGUAGCGGGGACACCGGAUCGGGUGGACUGCCAGGUGGGGUCGCCUCGAGCCCCUCAAAGGCAGCGCAGGCGGCCUCGAGCCCCCAAGGGCCGUCAUGGCGGCCUCCCGUACCCAGGAUCCUGCGAGAGAUCCACGGAGUCAUCAGAGCCCGCAAAAAUGGUCCUGUAGUGCUCAGCGGUGGCCAGGAACGCCUCAAUGGCCGGAGAGGGAGCCUCAGUCCCCAUAGAACGGAGAUAACCGGCCAGCCUCUCAGCGGCUGCUGAGGUGGCCUGUAGAAUCUCUGAAUCCGGCGGGGGCAGUACAAUAAUAACAGGGGUGCCUGCUGGGUUCAUGAGUGGCUGGGCCAUUCUGUUAGGAACGGGCGGAGUGAACCCAAGCAGCUGUGUUCAAUCUCAGAAAUUAGUCACGACAUGUCUCUUGUGCCUGACAUACAGGCCCUCUGAACCCUGCUCUAUUCAGUUUAGCCCUUUGAUGGUGGGACAGUGGUGCAUUAUUGGAGCUUUUGUGUGCAUGCUGUAUUGUUUUCCUGGGCGGUCUGUUGAUUGUCAGCAGGAGGCCGGGGGAGGUGGGCUUGAAUUGUGAGUUUGUGUGUGUGUGUGUGUGCUGACAUGGACCUUCUGUAAUGACAUUCAGUUGGAUGACUGGUGUGGCAGCGAGGACACAGAGAGGAGAGCAAGAGAGAAAAAGAAAGUGACAGAGCCACAAAGAGAGGUCAAGAGAAGAGAAAGUGUGUGUUUGUGUCAUCAAGGACGGACGACAGCGGCUUGAAAUGGAAUCGAAGACACUGAGACAAACUUGGGAUUAUCAGUAAAGGAUCAUUAGAAGCGGAGUUUCUCAAAUAUGGACUAGUCUGGGAGCCUAUUUAUAGAUACACCAACACACAUAUACACAUACAUAUACGCACAUUUGGUUUGUUGUCUUGGAAGUGGACAGGGGUCAGUAUGCAGGAGUCUCCGGGAGCCGUGGGAGUAGAUGGCAGCUACGCCAGCAACGUUCCAGCCUUCCUCACCAAGUUGUGGACGCUGGUGGAGGACCCAGAUACCAACCACCUCAUCUGCUGGAGCGCUACUGGAACCAGUUUUCAUGUGUUCGACCAGGGACGUUUCGCAAAGGAGGUUCUGCCGAAGUACUUUAAACACAAUAACAUGGCGAGCUUUGUUCGACAGCUCAACAUGUAUGGUUUCCGUAAAGUGGUGAACAUCGAGCAGAGCGGACUAGUGAAGCCCGAGAGAGACGACACAGAGUUCCAGCAUCUGUACUUCCUGCAGGGUCAUGAACACAUGCUGGAACAUAUCAAGAGGAAGGUGUCCAUAGUGAAGAGUGAGGAGACCAAAGUUCGUCAGGAGGAUCUCAGUAAACUGCUGUAUGAGGUUCAGCUUCUCAGAACACAACAGGACAACAUGGAGUGUCAGAUGCAGGACAUGAAACAGCAGAAUGAGGUGCUGUGGAGAGAAGUGGUUUCACUGAGACAGAACCACACACAGCAGCAGAAAGUCAUGAACAAGCUGAUUCAGUUUCUGUUCAGCCAGAUGCAGUCCAACACACCCAGCACUGUGGGCCUAAAGAGAAAGCUGCCUUUAAUGUUGGACGACGGCUCUCCCAGCCCUCCUGCCUCCAAGUUCAGCCAUAGUCACUCGAUGGAGUCCAUGCACGAGCCCUUCUACAUCCAGUCGCCAUCCAGUGAUACUGCUUCCUGCUCCACUAGUGGACUGACAGGAGGACCAAUCAUAUCAGACGUUACUGACAUGUCUCAGGCCAGCAUGGCUCUUCAGAUGCAGCCUGAUGAAACCAGGGAGAAGUGCAUGAUGCUUAUUAAAGAAGAGCCCGUGAGUCCAGGUGUAAGAGGAGGAAAAGGAGGCAGUGUAGGAGGAGGAGAGGCUGUAGCGUUGGCCUCCUCCUGUGAGGUCUGCUCCUCCGAACCCCCCAUCCUCCCCGUCGCAAUGGUCCAGUCCGUUCUGGAGGGGAGGGGCUCAGCGGCCUCGAUGGGGGAGAGGAGGAGUAAGAGACCCGCCCUGGACAGAGUGGAAGUUUCAGACGCGGUGGAGAACGUAGAUAUGAGCCUGGAGGAGCUGCAGCAGCUUCUGCUCAGGAGCCAUCAGCAGAACACUGUGGAAGCUGGAACCAGCGCCGUCAUGGAUCCUUUCAGUUUAAGCCUGCCUCUGACUGAGUGGAACUUCACAGAGAUGGAGUCCAACCUCAAAUCAUACAUGUUCCAGAGCCAGGAAGCGGAGGCCUUUCCACCUGCUGGCUGCGAGGAGCAAUGAAACUGUGCUGUGGACUGAAGUGGAAGGCCACAGAAGCUGCUGUUAGACUCAUUAUUCCACCCUGCAUGAGUUUGAUCCCAAGGCCCUGCCAGGCUGUUUCCUACACGUGGCUUUAUUUUUAUUCUUUACACAUCCACAUGCCUACUAAGUAAAUGGGCCUGUAUAGAUGAGCUGAUCAGAGUUUAUGUUUUCUGGUUAGCUGGCUGCCAUGCAUCCAUCAGCUGCCUGCUCUGUGGGCAUGACCUACAUAGGAAAAGAUGCUGGUCGAAGUUUUUCAUAGUUAACCAAACAAACAAGUGCGUUAUGACCUGAUUAUAUCUAGACUCCAAUACUAAGCCAGCUGGAUGCAGAUGGUGCAUUCUUGGCUCCUGCACUUUAGUCUUUGUGUGAGAGGGAGUUCCUGCUUGUAGAGGUGACUUUUUCUUCCUAUAAAAACCACAGAUGUAUAGAAACUAUUAUUUUGUAUGAUUUUAGCCUGAUACCAAAGAUACUUUAUUUGUAUCCAAGAGCAAACUUUGACAGAAUAGUCCCUGUGAACAACAACCUUGGGGGGCAGUGUAGCAUAUUUUACAAGUUAUGUGAUUUUUUUUUUCAGUCUGUGCAAGGCUGUAGAAAAUUUUGAGGGUUUCUUAUAUAUUUCAUGCAUUUCAAAUCAUGAUAAAUCAAGAUCAAUGAGAGGUGUGUCAACCUUCUCUGUCAAAAAUAUGGAUUGAAGUCAUGCUACAAUCCACUGACAACCUUUAAUUUUUUUAAAGCAUAUCACAACAGGAUGUUCAACACACUUACACACCCUUCUAAUGUAUCUUUGCACAGGCCUGACUUGUAGCCAGAGACUUAGAGUUUAUUAGAGUUAUUUCUCUUCUGUCCAUUUAAAUGUGAAGUUUCAAGCAAAUAUGAAAACAUAGACUUCUCAUUUGACAAAAGCAUGAACACGACUGCAUUUUUGCACAAUCUGUAUCACUAGUUCUAUGUAGUUUUGAUGACAGGUCAUUUAUUUCUUGUUUGUAGAUUACCAAGGCUCCGUGUGCUCGAUACAUACGUGUCUAAAAGAGAUAUCGGCCUCAAUGGUUUCCAAAAGCAAAAUCUUUCAUCUUGGAGCCAAGAGGUCUUUGAAUGUCACUGCAGUUGCAUCUGGAACAAAUGGUACACACUGACUAGAGAUUUUCACAAGUAUCCAUAAAGCAUAAAAACCCUGAUAAAACCAUUGCUUAUAAAGAUGGACAAAAGACAUCAUGCAUAGAUUUCCUGAACAGUAGUUUUGAAGUUCGGUGUUGCAAUUUUGGCUGUCGCCACCUUGGCAAUGUCUACCUCUACUGGCUAAUCAAAAAAUGUACAAAGAAGUAGAGUGCAUGUGGAGUUGAGGCGGGCCAUACAAACGUCUCUAGGCAAUGAACUGCCCUGGGAUCAUGCCCACCUAUUCUUCAAAAGCGACCACGCCCUUAAUUAUGCAGGAAUUUAACCUUUAAUCCAAUUUUAUAAAAAAUUCACCCCCUGCAUGGUUGUCGUGAACGUGGAAAUUAGCUAUAGAGACCAAAAUAAGUUUUUGUUCCAGGCUGUUAGCAUGUUUAUUUCUGCUGCAAAGUCAAAUAUUUUAACAUGGGGGUCUAUAGGGGUUGACUCACUUUUGGAACCGGCAUCAAGUGCCCAUUCAAGGAACUGCAGUUUUUGAUAACUGGAUAAAACCAGCGCCCCACUGUCAUCACAGCUGGGUUUCACGCUUUUCACAUAAGAAUAUUAUUUAAUACUCAACAGUCUAGGAGCCAGUCUUUCAAUAGAUUUCAUUAUGGUUGAGUUUGUUUCAUUAAAUGUAUGGUGGGGUGGUUACUUGAGAACUUAAUCCGUUAUAGAACCGUGAAUACCUGCUUGAUGAAAUGCAUAUUAAUUCUCUAGAUUCUUAGUAAUUUAUAAAUGAUGAUGCCAUUUGAUGUAAAAUAUUAGUCCUCAGCACUGGUUGCAGGCAACAGUUUAAACUUAGUGCUAUAUUUAAUUCUGGGAAACUUCCUGCAGAUAAGUUGAAUUGUGCAAUACUGUACAGAACUGUGAGAGCUCACAAAAUUGCAAUACAUGGAUGACCAUAGGAAUGUAGGAAACAGCAGCUGUGAGUGGUGGACUGGAACACACCAUAGUAAGAUGCACUGCAGAAGGAUAAUGUUAGCCUGCAACGCUAAAAGCCCUGCUAUUCACUUUGAGCCAGACAAAAGCCUCAAAUUGCAGUUACAUUACUGGGGAGGUGCUUGUCUGCUGCAGUGGAGCCUGCAGCUAGGCUCCGACCAGGCCACGGCUGUUCUGUGAACUGUCUGGUAGUUAUGCCUUAACCUUUUCACUCAGAACUAUUAAUGCAGCUUUAGGAUAGCAUUUUUGAAAUGAAAGAUCCAUCGAUUUUGUCUCCCGUGUGAAUGUAAACGCUUCAACCACCUGACCAUCAGGGCUCCAUGCUGCUUGACGCUUGCAUGGCUAAAUAAAACAGUUUGGAUUAGCUUUGUGAAAACAGCUAAGCAUUCUUCUUUCGAAUUUGUCAAGGUGUUCUCAUUAUUAGUAUUCUAAAUUCUAAUUCUAAAAUUGAUCUCAAUUUGGCACAGUGUGGUUCUACAAAAGCUUAACAAGACAUUAUACAAUCACAAGUGAGGUUUGAAUAUGUUGCAGAUUUGCCUUAAGAUUAUAUUGAGCUUUCCAAUUAAGAGCUAAUGCUAAGUGCCCUGCAGGCUAACAUUUUUGUAGCUUCUUCUCUGUGCAUGCUUCGGGGAAAAGGGAGGAAAAGCAAGCUGUGGUGUAUGACAAGUGAAAUUGCACUAAAAAUCACAGUUGUUUGAUAUUUGAGAGCAUACAGUACAUUUUAGACAUAGCAUUUAUUCUUGUUCCUCAUGAUAAUAUGAGUGUUAAUGACUUUUUUCAAGGAGUGAUGAAUACACACAUUCAGUUGCUGUUGUGUUCUUAAUUUAUUCUGUUUUCCAUUUUAAUCAUUUGCACUUGAAAUGAAUGGAUGUGUGUUCAAAUGACAUUUUUGCUUGUCAGGAUUGCAAAUAGAUAAGGAAGUAUGUGUGUGUUCAAUGAGUGAAAAGAUCUCUGCUGUAACAAAGCCUGGCAUCCCCAAAGCACCUCUGCAUUAUGAAUGGACGACAAAAACAUCUGCAUUUAAAUACACGUUGCAUUCAUUAGCCAAUUACAGACAGCCGACCUUUUCCUGUUUCAACACAGUGCACCUCCUGUUACUACACACAGAUGAUCUUAGCGCUUAGAUGCUUUUUAAAGUGGGCUACAAUCUGCUGAAAAUGUGAAUUGUUUUCAAUGGAUUUUUUUUUGGCAAAGACUAAAGUGUAUUGUUACAGAGAGUCAAAGAAACUGAAAAUGUAUCCCACCUGUGUAUGAAAUAUUUAAGUGGUUAAUACCAAAUAAAAGUUAAAAACAAAA